AUUGCAAAUAAGUUACGCUAUAAAAGCUGUACAUACUAUGAUCAAAGCCGUGACGAAACUCCGGACGGAAUAUUGCCAGACAAAAACGGGUUCAUGUACAGGAUUUGUUGAAUCAUUUAAGCAGGGAGAUAUGAUCGACGCUAUUUCCGGACUCCAAAUCGACUUCCAAAACGACUUCUCCUGGACACCUGAUUCCCUACAAGACGAAAGUUUGGAAUUUGACCAAUCAGGGACAGUCACGCAAAAGGACGGCAAAUCAUCGUAUGAGCUAUUUAAUAUCCAGUCUUCAGAGAGUUCGAAUGAAAUCAAAUUCGAAAAGAUAGGUAAAAUGAUUGGCAAUGAAGUUAAAGUGGACUUGAAUAAAAUCCGUGAUUACCGUGCAUCUGGUGAAGAGUUACUGUGGCCAGACGUUCGCAGAGCCCAGUGUUCACCUGGUCAGAAAUGCUCUGAAUGCACGCCCUUAUUAGAAUUACAAGAACGUGUUUUAUUUGAGCCAGGCGACGUAUAUUUAGUUGGUGUAGUUCCCAUUUUUCAUACGAGCGGUACGCAAGAGUGUGGUGCAAUAUCAGACAAUAGCGGAUACCAACUCGCUGAAUCUAUAAGGUUUGCCGUAGAAAAAGUAAACAAGAAAAGUGGUGAUUAUUCGAACUUCUAUCCUGAGCUUAAAGUGGGCUCAAUCAUCAUCAAUUCAUGUAGGAAUCCAGCUGUUGUCCAAAGGAAAAUAUACGAUCUACAUGCUAAUGGAGUUUCGAUUGACAACAACACAGUUGUGAAGGUCGAUGAUAAAAUUCUAGGUUAUGUUGCCGAAUACACAAGCACUGUUAGCAUGGCUGUAGCUUCAACAUUGUCGUUUCUGAAGUUUGUACAGAUAAGCUACGCGUCAACAAGCCCGGCAUUGAGUGACAGGUCUAAAUUCCCGUACUUCAUGCGUGUAGUUACACCGGAUGAUGCUCAAGCAAAAGCCAUGGUAGAAAUGAUGAAGAAGUUGAAUGCAGAUUACAUACAAAUCAUUCAUAGUGCUGGCGAUUAUGGUGAAGCCGGUCGAGAUAAAGUCAAAGAAUUCGCAGCUUCUAACAAGAUUUGUGUUAUUCAGAACAUUUCCUUUAACGAGGGCGAUAGCGAGUUUCAAAUCUAUGACAAACUAAGAACAUACGCUCAAGCAAAGAUAGUUGUAGUUUUCUUGUACCCAGAUCAUCUUAUUAAGAUCAUGUCUGCUUUCACUACACAAAUGAAGCGAGGGGAUUUCGUUUUCAUAGGAUCUGAAGCAUGGGCACGUGAUACAACCGUAUUAGCUAGUGACAAAAACCAAAUUCUUUUGGGUUCUUUCACCGUUUCACUCGAAAUGUACAAAGACCGAGAACUUCGAAACCACGCCCAGAACAUAAAAUCUAAGACUUACAUCGAAGAUCCAUGGGCUAUGCUGUUUGUUCAAGCCGAGAGGAAGUGCUAUUUUGAUCUCAGUUUUGACAAAACACAUGUCGAGCAAUGCAAUGACUCUAAUGACUACAGUCAGGAUCCAAACUUCAAACUAGAUACAUACGAUACACAAGCUUACGUCGCAGCAAAGAGUCUCCUGGCAGGUGCAAAUGAAUUUCUAAAAUCAAAAUGUGGUUCGCACGCAAAAAACCUUUGCAAAGAUUUCAAGGAUAACACAAAAGGGCUUGUUAAUGAAAUAUUGAAUAUUAAGAUGGACUUGGAUGGAUCAGGGAACAAGAUGAAAGUUUUUGACAAAAACGGUGAUGGAAAUGUAGGUUACAGAAUCUACAACAUACAAAAAGAUGACGACGACCUAUCAAUGCUUCUUUAUAAGGAAGUUGGAAGGUAUCCAUUGGAAGGCACUUUUACGUUUGAGGCAAGCAAGAUAAGCUAUCCGAAUGAUGUGUCAAUUGUUUCAAGAUGUCCUAAUAAACAAGCAUGUAGUAAUUGUUAUGCGGUAUCAAAGGACACAGACAUUAUUGACAAAGACUCAAAAGAUGGGGAAACGAAUGUUGAAGGGAUUAUGGUGAAGGUUCUGGGUGCGUUGUUUGGGGUAGCUGUUAUUAUAGGAAUUGUCCUUGCAGUAUUACUCUGCAGGCAAAAGAAGCAAUUCGAUAGCCCUCAUAUAUAUAUGCGUGCGCGAAAUGGCUUUGCGAAUGACUGUGAAACCGUGUCGAGGGAGGCAACCACACCAAGUAAAAUAUACAUGGAAAUACCUGUGCAGCAUGAACGUAGAUAUGUGCCUAUGAGCAGUGCUAGUGCAAGCCCUUGUGACACCGUGUAAAUAACACGACACCGUUUAAAUGUCUCAGAAUUCUUCAGUAUAUAGCUAAAACAGUAUUUUUACAUUGUCUGUUGUAUUAUAAUUUUCAAUUUGUCCAAAUCAUAUUCAUGUACUUUCCUAUAUUCCAAAGGGUCAUAAUUUAAGCUGGACUAAC
Ruditapes philippinarum (Manila clam) is the source of this 2414-nucleotide messenger RNA. RefSeq names its product metabotropic glutamate receptor 3-like. Gene Ontology annotation, cellular component: membrane. Gene Ontology annotation, molecular function: adenylate cyclase inhibiting G protein-coupled glutamate receptor activity. The transcript has 7 exons. Gene Ontology annotation, biological process: G protein-coupled receptor signaling pathway. Lineage: Eukaryota; Metazoa; Mollusca; Bivalvia; Venerida; Veneridae. The record is from RefSeq and is a predicted model, not a curated record. Bases 38 to 2260 code for a protein of 740 amino acids.